CGGCUUAUGGUUGGAGUUUCAGCUGUUCCAAGUCACUCUAUAAGUUAGUAUCUUACAUAGUAGGAUAGUAGACUGCUUUGGUGGCUGGCUUACUGGUGGCUCGUUUUCGUAUAGCGAACAGACCGCAGACAGAGUACGGACAGUCGCGGACCGCGGGCAAUCAAAUUUAAUUCUCAGACUGGCUUUGUUAUAAGUUAUAAGACUGCAAUGGAACCAGUCUAGCGACGGGUAUUGGUCGAUCAAGUUGGCUUUGGCGGUGUUUUAUGUUAACGCACUCACGGUGUUAAGUGAAUAAAUCAUUGGGUUAUUUGGUCGCCCUUCGGAAUACCAGAAAAGUCGUUAUUCUCCCACAUUUUGGUCACCGAGGAAAGAUAGUGUUCUGCGUGGAAGUCGUUGGAGUAUUCCCAGAAAAAUCGGUUACCUUGAAAGAAUAAAUUCAAAUUGAUGCGGUAUUGUCUCGGGGUCCGAAAAAUUUAAAUAUUGCUGAAAACAGAGAGUUCCCAGCACUUGAUGAUCUUUUUGCCAACUGAAACGGAAAGAAUGUGUUUUCAAGGUGAUUCGGCAACCAGUUGCGAGUAUUUCAUGAAAGUGUGUUAAAAUUUUAUUACAGUCCAUGUAAAAUAUUAAUUCAUAUCAGUCCGACAAAAAAAGUUAAAAAAAAGGUUUUCAAUUACGAAAAUAUAUUGUGGUUUGUGUCGUUACGAAUAGUGUUUGUGCCCCUCAGCAGCGUCAUCCAUGUUGGAAGCAAGCCGCCACUCUACGAGCAACUGGGAGUCAUAGUUCAAACUUUCAGCAGAUAAUCAAUCCAAAUCAAUUACUUUUGAAUCUGAAUCAUUAUUUGCAACUAUUGUAACUUUGGUAUUAGCAGCGCCUCCAGCUACAUCACGUAGCCGGAUUAGAUAAGACAUGCUUGAAAGUUCAAAAUUUUACUGGUUGGUGGCACUAUCGAUAUUAUUGGGGGAUUGGUGUUUUGGUGGAAGUCAUGAGUCGCAACUGCGUAUCGGGAAAUCAGUCAAUAUUUUCGUACGAUAUGGUUACCUGAGCAUAUCGAUGCGGGUCAUAUCGAAUAAUGACACUGAGGAAUGGUUGUUCAAGGAGCCGACGAGAAGUAUUUAUAAGAAUAUGGAAUCACUAACAGACACCAAAGAAGAGAACGCUCCCGGCGUACUGCACGGAGACUUUCACAUGGAAUUCUGUGAUAAUCGUCGCCAACUCUAUCAAGCAUAUUUUCGGGAUUUUCAAAUUGAAAAUUUAGAAAAGCCAUGGGAAGCGUUCACAGGGGGCUGGCAUCCUGAUCUCGCUGCAAAGAAGUUAGGCAUAAAUGCUUCAUAUGUUCGAGGUGACUUUGCCUAUAUUCUAGUUCGAAUGGCAAGAUUCCGUGAAAGCGGGAAGCUGAGGAGACCAAUACCAGUUAAUCAACCCUUCGAAGAGGAUGUAGCCCAACGAAUCCGGGAGAUGAAAGUGGGAAAUACGACCGCAGCUGUGAAGUUCAUUGAUAUGUAUGGGACUCAUUAUAUUAGCUCCUACGUAACUGGAAAUUCUUUGUAUCAGGUAUUUGUAUUCAACAAAAUGAACUACCAGGUAAUCAAAGAGCGUUUAAAAACACGGGGAAUAUCAGCACUAUCGCGACUGGAUCUCUACAACUUCUUUGCUCCUUGGUAUGCCGAGCACUUAGGGAAUAUUUUGGUAGCAAGUGGGAAUACCACUGUAGAAAAAUGGGCACGGCGGAAACUUCAAUAUCAAUACUACGUUUUCAAAUACGCAACUUUAUUAAAAUUAUACGGAAAUGGGACUCUACUACGAGCGCUGGAUGACCUACUCGGGAACGAGGCAAUUUUACAACUAGAACUGAAAUCCUUAAACACAAUAUUCCGGGAACCUGAAAAACGAAAGUGGUUCCACGAACUUCUUGAUAAUUACAUGAAACUGUGGGAGGUGAAUAUGGCGCAAAAUUGAUGACUAACUUUACUUUAGGAUUACAGAUAAAGUUCCUAUGAUGUGUAGCAAUGGCUGGGUCAAAAGGGAAGGACGGAAUUAGCGGACUCUCCAAACGUCACAGAAGAAGAUUCUAUUCUAAGCAUGCUAAGGACGAUGAAGUGAGCCAAACAAUAUGUGCCAAGUGAUUUUGAAACUUGUUUCUAAAACUAUCUCGAUUUGUAAUUCAGAUUAUAUUAUUUACACAAUCUGUGAUAGUAGUGCGCGCAAUGUUAAAAUAUUGUGUGUUUCUAUUUUAAUGCAAACAAACUGUAGUUUGAACUUAAGUCGUUCACGUUAGGCUAUUAAUGUCGUACGAGGUCAAAUAAUUAUUGUAAUUAAGUUAGUAAAAUAAUAUGAUUUAAUGAUGUAGUAAUACCUCUGCACACUUUUCAUUAUAAGUUGAAAUAAAAAUAAA
Molecule: messenger RNA, 2392 nt
Organism: Hermetia illucens (black soldier fly)
Lineage: Eukaryota; Metazoa; Arthropoda; Insecta; Diptera; Stratiomyidae
Gene: tsl
Product: torso-like protein
Exons: 5
Coding region: 907-1956 (349 amino acids)
Source: RefSeq, a predicted model, not a curated record